UUGGCUGGAUGGCGCCUUCCUGACAGCGUGUGAAACAUUCAGCUAGUGUUGACACUAAACAUUUUGAUUUCGGGAGACAAUUUGUUUUUAUUUUCGCCUGCUCAUGGACAUCCAGAGUGCCAGCUCGGUGGUGCUGCAGGCGCUGACGCAGGCCACCAGCCAGGACACGGCGGUGCUGAAGCCGGCUGAGGAGCAGCUGAAGCAGUGGGAGACACAGCCAGGCUUCUACUCCGUGCUGCUGAACAUCUUCACCAACCACAGCCUUGAUGUCAACGUGCGGUUCCUGGCUGUGCUUUACUUCAAGAAUGGCAUCGACCGCUACUGGAGGAGGGUGGCACCCAAUGCUCUGUCUGAGGAGGAGAAGACAUCUCUCCGCGCCGGUCUCGUCACAAAUUUCAACGAGCCAGUCAACCAGAUUGCAACUCAGAUAGCGGUGCUGAUAGCCAAGGUGGCGCGUCUGGACUGCCCUCGCCAGUGGCCGGAGCUGAUCCCCAUUCUGCUGGAGGCGGUGAAGGUUCAAGAUGGCCUCCCGCAGCACCGCGCCCUCCUCACCUUCUACCACGUCACCAAGACGCUCGCCUCCAAACGCCUCGCCAACGACAAGAGGCUCUUCCAGGACUUGGCCGCGGGCAUCUACAGCUUCGCCUGCUCCCUGUGGAACCACCACACGGACUGCUUCCUGCAGCAGGUCUACGCCGGGGACCAGGAGGCCGCGCUCGCCUCCCUGGAGCGCACGCUGCUCUCACUCAAAGUGCUGAGAAAGCUGACAGUCCAUGGAUUUAUCGAGCCCAACCAGAACAUGGAGGUGAUGGGCUUCCUGAGCUCCGUGUUUGACAGACUGAAGCAGUUUCUGGAGUGCUGUCGACCCGUUCAGCCGGGUAACGUCUGCCGAGAAAAGCUGGAGAAGACCAUCAUCUUAUUCACAAAAACACUCCUAGACUUCCUGGAGUACCACCCGUGCCCGUUCAUCCCCCUGAUCCAGCGCUCGCUGGAGUUUGCCGUCAGCUACGUCUUCACGGAGAUGGGAGAGGGGGUGGUGUUCGAGCGCUUCAUCGUCCAGUGCAUGAACCUGAUCAAGAUGAUAGUCAAGAACGAUGCCUACAAACCUAACAAGAACAUUGAAGACAGUAAGCCGGAAAGCCUGGAGGCCCACAAGAUAAAGACGGCCUUCUUCACGCAUCCGACGCUGACUGAGAUCGGCAGGAGGCUGGUGUCGCACUACUUCCUCCUCACCGAGGAAGAGCUCACCAUGUGGGAGGAGGACCCAGAGGGCUUCGCUGUGGAAGAAGGAGGAGGAGAUUCUUGGAAGUACAGCCUACGGCCAUGCACCGAGGUGUUGUUCCUGGAUAUUUUCCACAACUACAGCCAAACCUUAACUCCCGUGCUCCUGGAGAUGGUACAGAACCUUCAAGGGCCUACAAACGUGGAGGAGCCAGUUCAGCUGCUCAUGAAAGAUGCAGUGUACAAUGCCGUGGGCCUGGCCGCCUACGAGCUGUUUGACAGCGUGGACUUUGAUGUCUGGUUCAAGAACCAGCUGCUGGCAGAGUUACAGGUCACCCACAACAGGUAUAAGCUGAUUCGGCGGAGGGUGAUAUGGCUGAUAGGACGGUGGAUAUCAGUCAAGUUCAAGUCGGACUUGCGGCCGGUACUCUACGAAGUUAUUCUCAACCUCAUGCAAGACCCUGACCUGGUGGUACGGAUUGAAACUGCUACAACCCUCAAGCUGACCGUGGAUGACUUUGAGUUUCGGACCGAGCAGUUUUUACCGUACCUGGAGUCCAUCUUUGGGCUGCUUUUCCAGCUGCUGCAGCAGGUCACAGAGUGCGACACCAAGAUGCAGGUGCUGCACGUCAUCUCCUGUGUCAUCGAGCGAGUGCACAUCCAGAUCCGUCCGUAUGUGGGCUGUCUAGUGCAGUACCUGCCGCUCCUGUGGAAGCAGUCGGAGGAGCACAACAUGCUGCGCUGUGCCAUCCUCACCACCCUCAUCCACCUCGUACAGGGCUUGGGUGCAGAGAGCAAGAACCUGUACCCGUUCCUGCUACCAGUGAUCCAGCUGAGCACCGACGUCUCCCAGCCUCCUCACGUAUACCUGCUGGAGGACGGCCUCGAGCUCUGGUUGGUGACUCUAGAGAACAGCCCAGCUAUCACCCCGGAGCUUCUCAGAAUAUUCCAGAACAUGUCGCCCCUGCUCGAGAUGAGUUCGGAGAAUGUGCGAACGUGCUUCCAGAUCAUCAAGGCCUACAUCUACCUCUCAGCCACCGACUUCCUCCAGAGCUAUGCUGAGGGCCUAUGCAAGUCCUUCUGUGAGAUGAUGAAGGACAUCACUAUGGAGGGGCAGGUCCAAGUGCUGAAGGUGGUGGAGAUUGUCCUGAAAGUGAGCCCUGUCCUGGGCUCCCAUAUGUUCCAGCCCCUCCUGCCUGCCGUCUUCAGGGGUAUCGUGGAAGGAGAGAGGUAUCCGGUUGUGAUGUCGACGUACCUGGGAGUCACCGGGCGAAUCCUGCUUCAGAACUCUAGCUUCUUCUCAGCCCUCCUCCAACAGAUGGCCCAGGAGUUCCAACAGGAGAUGGACCAGCUACUGGGCAGUGUGAUCGAGAUGUGGGUGGACCGCAUGGACAACAUCACACAGCCCGAGAGGAGGAAGCUCUCCUCACUCGCCCUGCUCUCCCUGCUACCAUCAGAUAACAGUGUAAUCCAGGAUAAGUUCUGCGGCAUCAUCAACAUCUGUGUAGAGGCUCUGCACGACGUCAUGACAGAGGACUCGGAGACCGGAAGCUUACGAGACUGCAUGCUAAUGACUCAUUUCGAGGAGCCCAAGGUGACUGACGAUGAGGAGCCGGCUACGGAGCAGGACAAGAGGAAGAAGCUGUUGGCGCUGGAGGACCCGGUCCACAGUGUGUCCCUGCAGCAGUUUGUCUACGAGAAGCUGAAGGCCCAGCAGAUGAUGAUGGGAGACCAGGGCUUCCAGGCGCUCAUGGAGACCGUCGACACGGAGAUCGUAUCCCAGCUGCAGGAGUUCCUGCAAAGACUGUAGAUUGGUUGGUUGGUGGUCAGGUCGUCAUGGAAGCCUUGUUUCAAUCUCGGGAGGACAUUCUAAGAGGGAAUAUAAGAAAGGUUUGAUCAAAAGAGAAGAUAUGUAUGAACUAAAAAAAAAUACACGCCAUGCUCACAUCGCCAAUAAUGCGCCAUCUUUUCAACGAACACUACCCAAUCAAGAGAGCUUCCAAGUGACAUUUCUUUUGUUUUAAUUUAGUUUGUUUUGUUUUUUUGCUCUUUAUUUUCUUUUAUUUUUUUUCUUUUCCCUAACGCAAUUUUGUACCACUGUGAUGGUAAGGCCACGAACCUUUGGCAAGGGGAUUAGAGAAGGUGAUCUGGUAUGGACCCAUUGUUUUAUUCUUCUUCUUCUCUUUUUUUUUUUUUUUCUUGUUGAAAAACGAAAAAAGACAGUCCCCUAUAUGAGAUUUGGGAUCCAUGAACUGAUCCAAGGGGUGUGUCACAUGCAAUGGGUGUGUUUACAGAUGUAAGGAGAAAAAAAAGAAUUGUAAUUUUGUAUUUAUGUAAGAUAAGCCAGCAUGACGAGGAUAUUAUUUUUUAUUUUGGUCUAUUUUUUGUUUUCUACGAAAAAGAAACCCCACUUCAAUACAACCAAGCUACUGAAGGAUAUUUUCAUAAUGACUGCAUAGCCUUGCAGAUGGAACGGUUGUAUUAAUAGAAUGUUUGCUUUCUGUGCUGCUGCUACUACUAUUACAUACAUCAUGCGCCAAUCCUGUUGUCUGUGACAGACAAGACAUUUCAUUUCACACAGUCAAGGAACUUUAUUUUGAACAUGAUUGCAUGAUGACAUUGAUUAUAACAGUACAAUUUACCAUUAACCAAGGCACUUGCUUUGAGUGUUCAGAAAAAGAAAAACGGUUUGAACUAUUGUGUGUCCAUUUGGACUUGGACUUCACUCUAGCGCAAUAUCUCACUGUGACUUGCUUUGUCGCUACAAAGGCCUUAUGCUGUUACCCUUACAGUAACCAUUAAAGCGAACAGAAUAUU
Messenger RNA from Engraulis encrasicolus (European anchovy), 4038 nucleotides. It is a transcript of the gene ipo11, whose product is annotated as importin 11. The record is from RefSeq and is a predicted model, not a curated record. Lineage: Eukaryota; Metazoa; Chordata; Actinopteri; Clupeiformes; Engraulidae. Gene Ontology annotation, cellular component: nuclear envelope; cytosol. Gene Ontology annotation, biological process: protein import into nucleus. The transcript is spliced from 30 exons. Bases 104 to 3031 code for a protein of 975 amino acids. Gene Ontology annotation, molecular function: small GTPase binding.